CAGUGUCUCCUACAAAGGUUGCUUUGUGGAGCUGGCCUUACGACGAGAGAAUGGCCUCCGGUUGGUUCAUGGUAGCUCCGGCUAUGGCUACGACUACCUCUUCAAGCAGACCUUCGUCUCCGUUAUCGACUAGGCCCCUUGACGCAGCCGAUUCCAACGGCCUCGAAGCAUCUGUUCCAUUAUAUACGAAGAAUUCGCAAGAUAAUUUGAUACCCGAUUUCUACGCACCUCGUAGCUUCGAGUGCGCGGUGACCGGGAGCCGUCCACAUGCCAACGUCACGUGGCUCCUGGAUGGUAGUCCAUUGAGCGAGCACCUCAGCACCACUCGCAUUGACGGCAACGUAACGACAAGCGUGCUUCUCCUGCCACCUCUAAAGCACGCAGGGAAGCUGCUCGAGUGUCGUGCUACCAACGAUCGUCUGCAGCGCGGCCGUGCCAUCUUAAGUCGCUACUUGGCCGUUAAUUUAUCCGAUAAACCGGAAGUCAACCUCAAGCUAGGAGCCGGGCUCAACGCCAGCCAUAUUACUGAGGGCACCGACGUCUACAUGGAGUGUUCUGUCCUGGCAGCAUCUAAAGUCGGCGAAGUCACCUGGCGUCACCAAGGGCGUGAACUAGAAUCUGCUCCUGCUGAAGGCAUGCUGAUAACGUCGAGGUAUCUCGUCAUCCGGCGCGUGACUCCGAGUCACGCUGGAAGCUACACGUGCAGAAUCUCUAAAACAGGGGAGGACUACGUCGAAAGCGCACCGUUUCAUCUACGUCUUCAAUACUCGCCGAGAUGUGAUCCAGAUGCAGAGCAGACGAUACAACUGGAAAGGAACGCGACCGUCAACCUUACCUGCAACGUUCGAGCAAACCCGCGUGAUGACCUGCGCUAUUUUUGGCUCAUCGAAAACGCCAGCGAAGCUGCGAAGCACGUGAAGCAAGAUCUGCCGACAGCAGACAAAAAGCACGUACCGAAUCCGCAAGUGACGAAAUCAGAUCGCCUGGAAAUCAUCGCCAACGCCUCGAUAUUCAACGCUGCCCUCGCAUGCUGGUCCGAGAACUCCGUAGGAAUACAGAGAAGGCGAUGCCGCUUCAAGUUUGUGCCUCUAGGUGAAGCUUCGUCGUCCGGCCUCAUGUGCGUCGUGGGUAAUUACACGGACACGUCAUUUUCACUGGUCUGCUCUGCGCCUAUUGGAGAGAACGAGACGACUUCAAAGCAGUACCGGCGAGUUUUGGUGGAGGUGUUUGACUCCGAGAAGAGGAACCACUCCGAACGAAGCUUCUGGAGCGCCGAUUGGAGCGCUCCAAUGUUCGUCACUGGACUGCGCCCUUCUACGGAUUACUUGGUCGUGGUUCGAAUGACACCUGAGUCCAGCUUCCGGACUUACGUCCGCACGCUUAGUCCGGCCCAGACGCUGAAGGAACGGGAAGACACGAAGAGGACUGCGCGGCAUGACCAAUGGAGUCCAGCGCUGCGAGUCGUGCUGAUCACCUGCGCACUGGUUUCAGUGUCGGUGGCAUUCCUGGGAAUCUGUGUUGUGCACGCCUACAAGAAACGGUGGAAGUCACCACGAGUGACACGUCAAGACAGUGUCAACGUCAGGCCAGGGAGCAGGGAUUCAAGGUACAUUCGUGACCAGACGUCGUAUGUCGCCACAGCCGAACAUUGCUGACAAUCAUGGUAGGAAACAUGGUAAAAAAACAUUAAAUUAUGGGGUUUUAGGCGCCCAAACCGCGAUCUGAUUAUAAGGCACGCGGUAGUGGGGCGUGCGGUAGUGGGGUAGUGGGGCGUUGGAGAUUAAUUUGUACCACCUGGGGUUGUUUAUCGUGCACUUAAAUCCAAGUGCACGGGUGUCUUUGCAUUUCACCUCCAUCGAAAUGCGGUCGCCGUAGCCGGGAUUGGAUGCAGCGACCUCGUUGUAUUGUGCUGCUUAAGCACAACACCAAAGCCACUAAGCAACCACGGCGGGUAAGCGACUUGGCAAAUCAGGGUUCAGAUGCACAAUAAAAAGCUGAAACGCCAGAACUGCCCAAUAUAAAAUGUGGUUCCCUUCGGUAGCUGGAGAAAGUGUGGCCGAUUGCUUUGAUUUUGGCUCGCCAGAUUCAUUGUCCCAAAAGAAACACAUGCCCUGUUAUGUCCCGCGCAUAGGUAGCCAAAAUAAAUACUGACUCACAAAAUAUAUACUUAUGUGAAGGUUCAAUCUGAUUCAGACUUGCUGAAAUCACUCAAGUGGCCUCACUCUCAGUUAGAUUAACCAGAAAUCCGACUCAUCAGGCUUACUCGUACUCAAACUCGCCAAAAGCAGACUUAGAUGAAUAAAUCCAGACGCAAGCUCACUAGACAUAUAACUCAUCAGGCUCACCCGGACUCAUGCUCUCCCAAAUCAGACCUAGCGAGGGUUGCUCUUGCUAACUCACCAAAAGCAGACUCACUCUGACACGCUCACACUCACUGGCAGAGAAGAGACUGAAUGAGUCCCCUCAUGAGUGAGUUCGUCGUCUGUGAUACAGCCACGCAUAUUGCAUGUAGUAUUUAUGGUAAUGGCUGGAAAAGAAGCAGAUGGAAACAAAUUAUUACAUCACACCGAAGCAAAUAGCAGGCACAGGCAUCCAUGGCACGUCUGUGAUCCGGAUGCUUUGCGCCACACAGAAUGACAUUGAACCACAAUGCUGAGCUGUCUACACUAGCACCGAUAAGCUCCGGCCGUGGUCACGACCAGCGUAUGUACGAACAGUAUAAUAAAGACGUGUAUGGCC
Dermacentor andersoni is the source of this 2739-nucleotide messenger RNA. RefSeq lists its product as uncharacterized. Lineage: Eukaryota; Metazoa; Arthropoda; Arachnida; Ixodida; Ixodidae. The record is from RefSeq and is a predicted model, not a curated record.